Messenger RNA from Trichomonas vaginalis G3, 633 nucleotides. RefSeq names its product calcyphosin family. The coding region runs from base 1 to 633 and encodes 210 amino acids. The transcript has a single exon. The record is from RefSeq and is a predicted model, not a curated record. Lineage: Eukaryota; Parabasalia; Trichomonadida; Trichomonadidae.
AUGAACUCUGAUACUCAAUUUCUUCAGUUAAACGACAUUAUAGAAAGAAUUCAUACAAAAAUUCAUAAGCAUGGUAUUACUGGACUCAGAAAGUAUGCAACUUUGAUGAAGGAAGCUGAUGAAGAUCCCGACAGAUUAAUUGAUUUAACGGAAGAACUUCCUGAUUUAUUUGCUGACGCAGGAAUUUACUUAAAUUUAACUGAACACAAAGAAUUAUCAACAAUUCUCGAUGAAACGGGCGAUAAAAAGGCCAAAUUUUCAAGUAUUAUCAAUAGAAUUUCAAUGCCAUUAACACCAGUCAGAAAAACGGCCAUUGCUGAAGCAUUUAAAUUCUUUAGCAAUGGUGCAGAUUCAUGUGACCCACAAAUUAUUAAAAACUUCAGAUAUUCAAGAGAUCAUCCGUUAACUUUCGCAAUCAAGAGAACACCUACAACAAAGUUAUUAAAUUCCAUGAUUAUUAUGCUUGGUAAUAGUGAAGAUGAAGUUACAGCCGAGGAUUUUGAAAAUUACUUUAGAGAAGCUGGAUAUCUUUUCCCUAAGGAUGAAGAUUUCGCCAAAAUCCUUAAAGUUAAUAUUAAGAAACACGAAGUUACAUAUAGGAGAAAGACUUGCCGUAACUCUUUCACUUUUUAA